UUUGUCCUUUCUUUUUCAUUCUCCAUACACUAAAUGCUCUUUGCCUUCUCCAUAUGUCCCAGCCCUAGCUUCCUUCCUUCCUUUUUAGUUACUGAAAGUUUCUGCUGCCAUUUCUUCUCCAAUUAGGGUUUCCUCUUUCAAGACUCAAUUUUCAGUAACGAAACAUCUUAAACUUUUAUCAUUCAAUGUCAACACUUCUAUUGAUCUGGGAAUUGAAGAAUCAAAUAACAGGUCUUGAAAGAACUCACACAAGGGGAAAGAAAGGGGUGCUACUACCCUAUAGCCUUAUUCUCUUCUGAUCAAGAAACCUAGAUCACAAACAGUAGUACUAAAAGAUGGCAUCAUCAAGCUCUUCUGGAUCACCCUGUGCAGCCUGCAAGUUCUUGAGGAGGAAAUGCAUGCCUGGUUGCAUCUUUGCACCAUAUUUCCCUCCAGAAGAGCCACAGAAAUUCGCGAACGUACACAAGAUUUUUGGUGCAAGUAAUGUGACAAAGUUACUCAAUGAACUUCCCCCUCAUCAAAGAGAAGAUGCAGUGAAUUCUCUUGCUUAUGAAGCCGAAGCACGAAUGAAGGAUCCAGUUUAUGGUUGUGUUGGAGCUAUUUCAGUUUUGCAAAAUCAAGUUCAAAGGCUCCAAAAAGAAUUAGAUACUGCUAAUGCUGAUCUGAUCCGAUUUGCUUGUACUGAUACUCCGGCACCGAACGCAACAAUGGCGCCGAUGCCACUUCACCAGAGGUCAUCUGCAAACCAGAACCUUUUUUAUCAAGGUUCUGGUUUGCCUCUUCCUUACCCUCCUCCUCCAUGGCCUGAUAACUCUUCAGGAGAUAUUCAUGAUGGUUGAGAAGCAUCUAGCUA
Telopea speciosissima is the source of this 853-nucleotide messenger RNA. RefSeq names its product protein LATERAL ORGAN BOUNDARIES-like. Bases 336 to 839 code for a protein of 167 amino acids. The transcript has 2 exons. The record is from RefSeq and is a predicted model, not a curated record. NCBI's taxonomy places the organism in Eukaryota, Viridiplantae, Streptophyta, Magnoliopsida, Proteales, Proteaceae.